Penicillium coprophilum is the source of this 738-nucleotide messenger RNA. RefSeq names its product fungal specific transcription factor domain-containing protein. Lineage: Eukaryota; Fungi; Ascomycota; Eurotiomycetes; Eurotiales; Aspergillaceae. The transcript has 2 exons. The record is from RefSeq and is a predicted model, not a curated record. Bases 1 to 738 code for a protein of 245 amino acids.
AUGGCUUUAUAUGGACUUCCUGGAUUCAUUUUGCAGUUCAUCUGCAAACAUUUGAGCUGGAACAUUGACGAGCCAAAUUUGGCAUUCAAGAGGCCCCGUCCGGUGGAUUAUCACAAUGCUAUGAUCUUGUUAGCAAAGUCGAACUAUCGCUUCCAAAUCCAGAUGGGAACCAUUGAACAUCAGGGUGGAGGUAAUCUUCUUGAAGACCUUGUUCUGGCAACGGACGAGGCCCUAGCGAAUAUCAUCUCACAAUUGCCAUCCCAUCUUCUCGAGUUCUCUGGGGGACCUGCCAAAGAUGGAAAACAAUACCCACCCUGGGUACUCUGGCAACAAACCACACUAUCUCUGUCAUUCUUGUUCUAUCGAAUGAAGAUCAACCGAGCCCUACAACAUCGCUGGGCCUCCUCUUCGGAUAUCCUUCUUGCAAGGUCAAAGGCAAUCUGUCUAGACUCGGCCAACACGAUUGUGUCCAUGGUCAAGCAACACAAGGUUGUGUUAGCACGCCAUCGCCCAUGGGCAACAACCUCUGCCCUAUUUUCUGCUGCCUUGACUCUUGCAACAGAGGCAAAACAUCUUGACUCAAAUGCAGCAGAGGAGCAUAUUGACAGAAUACAAACUUGUUUCUCAUUUUUUGAGUAUAUCAAAGAUCACAGCGCUCUUGCAGUGCGAGUACUCGGUGAAUUGAGGGCAUUUUGUACCGAAAUAUGCACUCAGGAUUUCGCGGUAACUCACAAGUGA